Messenger RNA from Morus notabilis, 1311 nucleotides. RefSeq names its product INO80 complex subunit D. Gene Ontology annotation, cellular component: NSL complex. The transcript has 2 exons. The record is from RefSeq and is a predicted model, not a curated record. Bases 112 to 897 code for a protein of 261 amino acids. Lineage: Eukaryota; Viridiplantae; Streptophyta; Magnoliopsida; Rosales; Moraceae.
UUACGACUCUCGUACUAAGUCGAGAUACCAGGAUCAUGAUGUUAUCUAAAUGCUUUUUUGAUUAGCAAAAAUAAAAUAAAAUAAUUUAAAAAGAAAAUUACAGAAUUUUAUAUGCCUUUCUCUCAGAAUCCCAUGCCGACUCGGCUCAGUUUAAUUCAACUCAACUCGUCUGGUCUUCGCUCACCCAUGGCUGCUGAGUGUCCCUCCUCUCCUCCCUCGCCCUCCCCUUCCUCUCCGAUGACAAUCGACGGCUCCGACCGCGACGCUGCCCUCGCGAAGUCCGCCUGGCUCAGCCGCCGCGAGGUCCUCGAACGCCGUUGUCGCCUAGCCAAGCAGCUCGCUCGCGUCUACCGGCACCACUACUGGGUUCUCAUGGAGGAUCUCAAGGCCAAGCACAGAGACUACUACUGGACCUUCGGCAAGAGCCCCUUCAAAGACGACGAGACCGCCGCCGCCGCCGCGGCCAUUGCCGAGAACGGAAAGCUAGGGUUAGGGUUAGGGAAUUCCGGUGGAGGAGACGAUAUCAAGAGGUGCCAAGUGACCGGGUGCAAGACGAAAGCAAUGGCGUUGACGAAGUUCUGUCACGCUCAUAUUCUCAACGAUCCUCAGCAGAAGCUCUACAGGGGUUGCCAAUACGUCAUCAAGAGUAUGCAAUCAGGGCCUCUUAAAUGCUGUAAACCAAUAUUGAGAUCCACAGUCCCUCCUCUUUGCCCCACUCAUUUUCAGAAGGGUGAAAAAUGUCUCAUAAGGGACCUAAGAAAGGCCGGUCUUAAUGUCUCUUCACUAACCAACCUUGCUCCGAAAUUCCAUGUCAUUGUUGCCGAGUACGUCUGCCAAAUCCAAAGCAAAAGGAGAGCUGCUCGAAAGGCUAGCGUCUAUAAGGUGGAGCCGAAGUAGGAUAUGAGCCAGAUGUUUCUUAGGCUUUUGUGGUGGUUGUGAAAUUUCUUGAUACUGCUGCAUAGGGAGAGAGAUUUUCUAUCGGACGAUAAACCGACUUGCCUCGGAGAACAUAUAUUGUGCUUAGGCAGGAAUCAAGACACUUCAUUUCUUCAUGACUUCUUUGCUCAUUUUCACGAGGGCUUCUUUGCUGUAAUCUUUUUCAGCAAGAAUUGAUGUAGAUUGAUGAAUAACCUAUGUCUUGACGAUUUUGUUGUCUGUAAUUAGAUCAAUGUUUUUGAAAUUCUAGUCGUGGAUUGUAUAAUCACUCAUUUAUGAUUGUGCACAAAAAGAAUGUGAAGCUUUCACCAGAUGGCUGGAGAGACAUGUGACUUACUGACUUCCAAUGAGAACCUGGUAAUUUUCCUUGGCCUA